AAGUAGCCGAGCCACGUGUCUGCACGAGCCAGAGAGGAGCUGUGCCCGGGCCCUGAUCCUACGCGCCUUCCAUGCAGGCACCCGGGAAGCUGUAACUGAGCUGCCAACUGCAAGCUUAUCGUGAUGAGUUUUCUUGAAUAUGGAGACACGAUAAAAGAAGGGGACACGGCCAUCGUCUUCUUAGGCCACGAGUCAAUGUUUCCGGUGAAGGUCCAACAUGGCGGCAAAACUCAGACUAAGUAUGGCGUUAUUCGACACUCCACUGACCUCAUCGGCAAGCAGUAUGGCUCCAAGGUGACCUGCAGCAAAGGCGGCUGGGUCUAUGUUCUUCAUCCAACCCCAGAGCUGUGGACUCUAAACCUCCCCCACCGGACACAGAUCCUGUACUCAACUGACAUCUCUCUAAUCACCAUGAUGCUGGAGCUGAAGCCAGGAUGCAUUGUGUGUGAAUCAGGUACUGGAAGUGGUUCCCUGUCUCAUGCUAUCAUCAGGACAAUCGCUCCAACAGGGCACCUGUAUACAGUGGAAUUCCACCAGCAGAGAGCUGAGAAAGCCAUUGUGGAGUUCCAGGAACACAAGGUCGGUCACUUGGUGACGGUGAAGAACCAGGAUGUCUGCAAAAACGGGUUUGGUGUCACCAACGUUGCAGACGCGGUGUUCCUGGACAUUCCGUCGCCAUGGGAAGCAAUCGGGCAUGCAGAGGUAGCGCUAAAACGUGAAGGUGGACGCAUCUGUUCCUUUUCCCCUUGCAUUGAACAAGUUCAAAGGACCUGCCUGGCUUUGGAGGAACACGGCUUUACCGAAAUUAGUACUUUUGAGAUCCUGCUCAGAGUGUACAACGUUAGGACAAUUAGCUUGCAAAUCCCUGACCUUGGAAAAGCAGCCGAGGAUAGUUCGAGCGGCUCGUUUGACGGAGGCAACCCAUCAAAUCGAGAGGCCUCAUGUGCAAGCCUUCAGCAGGGAACUGUGCAAUUUAAAAGCGGUGUACAGCCCAGGGAAAUGGUGGGUCACACUGGGUAUUUGACCUUUGCUACCAAAAGUCUAUUUUAGCUACGCACACGUAGGGAGGCUUUCUCCUGCCCUCCCUCCCAAUUCAGCAUCCCAAGCUUUUCGCUCGGCAGGCAAUUCCAUAUAUAGUCAGAUUGAGUAAGAUUAUGCUUUGUUUAAAUAGCAUGCAGGAGCACUAACCAUAUCAGCCGUGCCAGUAACACUGUCGUUCUGGAACAGAACUUGGCUAGCUGUCUGGUAGAAAGAUGGAUUAGCAGCUAAUAGUUGUGGGUUGGAAUUUAUAAAAUAAAAGCCACUUGCAGGGGGUAAGAAGAAAAACCUCAACGAGGUGGCCUUGUGCUUCCUGCUAUGGGGCCAAGGCUUUUGUUCUUGCUGCUUUUAAAAAUAUAUAUUUACUAUUAGGAUUUAAAAGAAAGAAAGCAAAACAAAAACCAACCAAAUAUUCAAUAAAUGUUUUUGAAAGAGGUCCAGAGUUGGUUUUGAGAUAACGUGAUUAGAAACCAUAUAGCAGCAAGGCAAAAAUGGUCUUUGUUCAUACCAUAAAUCAAGGGUGCUGAACUUUAGUCCAAGUCCGGCCCGCUUGGGGCCCCAAUCCAGCGCUCCAAUGUUCCCCAGAUGGUUCUGCUCCCUUUCCUCCAGCAGCUGAAUAUUUUAUGCUUUUCUGGUUUGUGAUUGUUCCCCCACGCCACCCCCCCCCCCAAUUCUAAAUGCCUCUCCUAAGGCUUAGUUAAUGACAGUAAGAGCUUUAGGCCUCAGCUAGAUCUACCGUUUAUCCCACGACGGAGGAAGGAAGAUCCCGCGAUGUGAUUAUCGCGAGAUCCCUCCUCCGUUUACACGUAUGGCGCAACAACUUCAGAAGGAGAGGCGUCGCACCCGCCAUUUUUUUAUUUUUAAAGAAGACGGAGCGCACGAAUGCUUGUGUGCUAAAGGUAGGUUUUUUUUAAAAAAAUUAACUUAAUUUCCCUACUCCUCCCACCCUACCCCCGAUGGGCACAGUGCUCCUGGCGAGGAAUCAAGCGGAGCUGGGUCAACCCGCGGCAACAGCCCACAUGUUCUUCGGUCUCGGGCUCAGCCAGGACUGUAGAAAAACUGGGGCCAAAGGGGAGGGCGAGAUCCUGGAACA
Messenger RNA from Elgaria multicarinata webbii, 2131 nucleotides. It is a transcript of the gene TRMT61A, whose product is annotated as tRNA methyltransferase 61A. Gene Ontology annotation, molecular function: tRNA (adenine(58)-N1)-methyltransferase activity. The coding region runs from base 124 to 1050 and encodes 308 amino acids. The transcript has 4 exons. Gene Ontology annotation, biological process: tRNA methylation. Lineage: Eukaryota; Metazoa; Chordata; Lepidosauria; Squamata; Anguidae. The record is from RefSeq and is a predicted model, not a curated record. Gene Ontology annotation, cellular component: nucleus; tRNA (m1A) methyltransferase complex.